Monascus purpureus is the source of this 3240-nucleotide messenger RNA. The record is from the annotation of a GenBank genome assembly. NCBI's taxonomy places the organism in Eukaryota, Fungi, Ascomycota, Eurotiomycetes, Eurotiales, Aspergillaceae.
AUGGAGUACGAUCUCCUCCUCAUCAUCGAUGCGACGUCCUCCAUGUACAGCUACCUCGAGGCACUCAGAAUUGCCCUGCCCCAGGUAGUCUCCAUAUCCGCCAUAACAGGAUGCUUCUCGCGCUGUGGUCUCCUUGCAUACCGCGACUACGAUCAAGGAGAGAGUACGUUACUGGAAUGGUCCGGAUGGCAGGAAAACGGGCACAACGAAGAGGGAGAUGAGAGCCAGCCCGAUAUUCUGGCAUUAGCCAGGUCUCUCAAACAAUUCGGUGGAGCUGACAGUCCAGAGGCAACGAAGACAGCACUGGCCAAGGCAUAUGAAGUGAUGCGUCCCGAGACGAAGACCAUUAUCUUGCUGUAUACAGAUGCACCUCCUCAUACCACUGUCAACGAAAAUAUCGAUUGUCAUAUCGGUUAUCGGCGUUCAAAUACCCAAAUGGAACGUGACGCUCUUGAAAACCCGGACGCCUAUGGCGGUUAUGGGCCCAAAUUUGUCGACUGGGUGUCGGCGUGUAAUGAGCUACGAUAUGGGCCAAAGAAGGCACACGUUUUUUCCAUCGUGGAGAAGUUCAUAACUCCAGGCGUGGUUGGCUACUACACCUUUCUUUCAACGACAACGGGCGGAGCAUGCAUCGUACUCGACUGCACAGAGCCGUCGGACAUUGCGAGGAUGACGGUUGACAUCCUGCUGGCGUGGAUGGGCGUGGCAAAGACUGGUUCGUUCAAUCUCGAUCCUCCACCGGCGCGUCUCGCCCGCUACAAAACUACCGAUGAUAUAAAAGAUCUCACGGAUGAGAAUGACAAGAGGGGUUUUAAGUUCUUUCCGGUCCCGGGUUCGGGAAAAGAUGUCCAAACAGCAUUCUUAACUAACGUAUUUUUCACCCUAAUGAUAACGGAUACCGUGCAGAAGUAUCUGCCCAAGAAAGACAUCCCUCUGGCCGAUUUUGCAAUGGCCUAUUCAACCGAUGCCACAUAUCGCCAGCUCGUGGUCAAACACCUGAAACGCAUCAUAGAUAAUGACGUACGAGCCAUCGCGUUGAAUCCCGUGUUCGGAAGCCUCUGGAGGAUAUUCUGCAAGGACAGACAGAACAAUUCUCGCCACGAGGUCAUCAACGCAUUCAGCGUUCAAGUCGACCGAAUUGCAGAUGCAGGUGACAGGACCGCCAUGAAGGGCUGGUUGGAAGCCUCGUAUGACUACACUCAGGAAGUCCUGGAUAUCAUUGCUCGCGUUCCGGAGGACAAUCGAUUCCCAUGUGUGUGUCUCGACCCAACUCUCAGCUUCAGUCACGCAGACGCCAGGCAGCUCGACGACAACGAAGACGACGAUACCAACAAACCCAUCUCACAGUUCACCCGGAAGGAGCUGCUGGAGAUUGGUAGAUCUUGUGAUUCAAAGAUCCUCAGACGUCUCUCUCGUGUUUUAACGCGGCUGACCUACAUUGAAAGCGAGGCUGAUAUGCCCGAACAUCUCGCCAUGACCGGUAACGAGGAGAUCCCAAAGAUUCCAACUAUCCUGGCAACCGACCAGUUCGAUCAUAAGUUCUGGGAGGUUCUCUUGCAUCUUGUUGUUCCAGGUACAUUUCUAUCGGCCCGUCCUGCAGCCCUUCUCGCAGCCUUGGGUCUGAAGCUUGGUAUCGCACCUCUGUUCCAUGCAGCUGAACGGAAAAUGCUAAGUUUCCGUGAUAAGUGGAAUAACAUUAAAACGCCCGAGAAUUGGAAUGUCUCGUGUUUGUCUCUUCUCCUAGAUGCUGAUAGCGCGUACCGCAGUCGACUGGAGGAGUCUGGAUCUCUGUCCCAGGACGGACAAGCUCCCGCGAAUUUGUCUACUCUCAUCAAGCCCAGCGACAGGAAGCUAUUUGAGCAUUUAAUAGCAUACCGAGUGCUGGAACUCAACAUGGACAGUCAAUUAACCGCCCGUAUCGGUUGGAAACCAGCGAAGACCUCCGUGCCCGUUGGAUUUUUGGUUACCUGCCGGUCCUGUCAGUAUCCCAGAUCAGUCACUAUCAUGGGCCCUAACAAGCAGUGCGGUAUUUGCCUCAGCACUGAGCCCGAGGUCCGUGAGAAGGUAAAGCACAUUCGUGUUUCAAGGGAUGAUACUGAAGCCACUCAUGCAGCGUGGGUUGAGUGCGGUGUAGCAACUUGUCGAGCACAGUAUGUUGUCUACAAUCCGGAGGCAUUAAAAACCAACUCUAAAUGCCAUUACUGCCGAAAUGACAAUGACCGGAAUCAUCCCAACCGUGCUCCUUGGGUUGAAUGCCAGAGAUGCUUGAACCGCAUUAUCUGGCCCGAAGAAUACCGGCCUUUCGCCUUCGACCAGUCCAGCUUCGUUUGUGUCCACUGCGUUUCCGGUGUCGAGACAAUCCAAGACAUGGAAAUCACGGCGAAAGAGCUCUGCACUGAAAACGGGCCGAAAUGGCUUAUAUAUGAUUCCAGAAAGCCGGAUACCAUUCCAUUUAUUAACCACUCGCUCUUCGGUACAAUCUCGGCCAUUGGAACGGAUUCAUUCGUCUCUCAGAUGCAUAUCUUCCCGACAGCGGACGCCUCCCUAAAGUUGCAGGGAAAACCGAUUCUAAAUACCCUAUCGCUCAUAUCAAAUCUGAAAGAUCGUGUAUCCCGUCGCGAAACCGCCAGAACGCAUUGCUCGCUCUGUUUCUCGACCUUCCACCCCACCGCUCUCAACCCUGCCUGUGGCCGUCGCGGCUGCAAGCAGCGAAUCUGCAAGGACUGCUUGUCAUCCUGGUACGGACUCAACGAGCCCGGCACGAUAAUCAACACAGCAGCCCUGUCAUGUCCCUUCUGUCGACGUCUGCCGUCCGGACGGACGUUGGCAAAGUACGGCAUGGGCGUCUACGCAGUUGGCAAUCUGGUUGAUGCGGUCCGAGACAAGGGAACAUGGAUCUACGCCUGGUGCGAGACAUGUUCGUUCGCCAGACAAUUCAUGGAGCGUGUGUGCGCGCGUGGAACGCCGACAGACGUGUCGAAUUGGACCUGCGAGAUCUGCCGGGCAGAGCAGGAGAGGCUGGAUAAUCGCCGUGUGCAGGGGAUUAAACCGUGUCCUGGCUGCGGGACAAUGACGGAGAAGAUUUCGGGAUGUGGACACAUCCAGUGUACGGUGGAGGGGUGCAAGAAGCACUGGUGUUAUUUCUGUGGGAAUGCGUUUGACAGUGAUUCCAUUUACGUGCAUAUGAAUCGCGUGCAUAAUGGGAUUUACGAUGAGGAUGCAAAGUAUGAGAGUGAUUAA